This is a messenger RNA of Oncorhynchus mykiss (rainbow trout), 3066 nucleotides long. RefSeq names its product lysine-specific demethylase 7B. The record is from RefSeq and is a predicted model, not a curated record. NCBI's taxonomy places the organism in Eukaryota, Metazoa, Chordata, Actinopteri, Salmoniformes, Salmonidae.
UCGGGUUUCCCCUCGACUCUUUCCGCGCACCCAACCAAAUCCCCGCCCCACUUUAUUCCUGCGUUGUUUGGGGACAGUAGGAAGAUGGCGGCGGCCCCGCUGUACUGUGUCUGCCGGCAGUCUUACGAUGUGAGCCGGUUUAUGAUCGAAUGCGACCUCUGUAACGACUGGUUUCAUGGCAGCUGUGUCCAGGUGGAGGAGCACCAUGCGGUGGAUAUUGACGUUUACCACUGUCCUAACUGUGAACCCCAACACGGACCCUCCUUGAUGAAAAAGCGCAACAACUGGCACAGGCAUGACUACACCGAGCAGGACGAUGGCACCAAGCCAGUGCAGGCUGGCACCUCUGUGUUUGUCAAGGAACUCCAGAACAGGACCUUUGCCAGUGGGGAUGAGAUCCUGCAGUGGAUGCCUGGGGAGCAGGUGACCCAGAGGUACCUGGAAAGUCACGGCUGGCAGUACCCCAUCGCUGUGUCCAACAUAGAGGGACUGGGACUCAGGCUGCCUCAACCAUCCUUCUCUGUCAAAGAUGUGGAGCAAGUUGUCGGCGGUGACAAAGUCAUUGACGUCAUCGACGUGGCCAGGCAAGCAGACAGCAAGAUGAAGCUGAAAGAGUUUAUUAAGUAUUACUACAAGCCUCAUCGGCCCAAGGUGCUCAACGUUAUCAGCCUGGAGUUCUCUGAUACCAAGAUGGCAGAUCAGGUGGUGGUACCUGACGUAGCUCAGAACAUGUCCUGGGUGGAGAACUACUGGCCAGAUGACUCCUUCUUCCCCAAGCCCUUUGUCCAGAAGUACUGCCUCAUGGGGGUUAAGAACAGCUACACUGACUUCCACAUCGACUUCGGCGGCACCUCUGUGUGGUACCACGUUCUCUGGGGUGAGAAGAUAUUCUACAUGAUCAAGCCAACCCAGGCCAACCUUGCACUAUACGAGGUGUGGAGCUCCUCCCCCAACCAGAGUGAGGUGUUCUUCGGGGACAAGGUGGACAAGUGCUACAAGUGUGUCGUGCAGCAAGGAACCACGCUGCUCAUCCCCACAGGAUGGAUCCAUGCCGUCCUCACCUCUCAGGAUUGCAUGGCGUUCGGAGGCAACUUCCUCCACAACCUCAACAUUGGCAUGCAGCUCAGGUGUUACGAGAUGGAGCGUCGUCUGAAGACUCCAGACCUCUUCAAGUUUCCCUACUUUGAGGCUAUCUGCUGGUAUGUGGCCAAGAACCUGCUGGAGACCCUGAAAGAGUUGCGAGAAGACAACUGCCCGCCCCAGACCUACCUAGUGGAGGGAGUGAAAUCUUUAAUCAGUCCACUGAAAACCUGGCUGAAGAGAGAGGUUACGGAGCCCACCAGCGAGGUCCCGGACCAUAUCAGGCCCAACCGUCUCAUUAAAGAGCUGACCAAGGAAAUCCGCUACCUGGAGGAAGACCAGGGCAGCAGUGGUGGCACCAACAAGCCAGUGAAAUCUCAGGGAAGCGGUGGAGGCCAGUGUCUGGCCACGCGCUCCACGCUGGAGAGGGUGUGCCCGGCCCGUCAGGCACGGCGGGCAGCCCGGAGGCUCCGGGAGCAGCAGGAGCAGGGCCCUAAGGUUCCCUCUAACCUGGAGAUCCUGGAGCUGCACACCAGAGAGGUGCUCAGGAGGCUGGAGGUGGGCCCUCUGGAGGAGGACCCUACCUUCUGUCCCCCGGUGCAUGGGAAGUUCAACAUGGUGUCCACCGCCUCUGCCGCUGCUGCUGAAAACCCAGACACACACCUGCGUCUCACGCUGCACAACGGACGGAUCAUCCGAGACGCGAGGAGACCAGGUAGUAGCACGGCUAGCAGCCCAGUGAAGGCGGGGAGUGAGAGGUCGUCCGUGGGCCAGCUGAAGAGCAGAGAGGAGAUGAAGACGGAGUCAGACCAGGAACGGCAGCACAGCGCUAUGGGAGGAGAGGAGGAACCAGGACACCUCAGGGGUAUUGAGAGGGUUAAGACUGAACUCAGGGAAGAAGCCUCAGGACACUCCGAUGUGUCGGACAUGGACUCGGACAGUGAUUCCAACACACAGCAAAACACCUCUUCUGAGGAAGAUUCAGGAAGCUCCCAGAGUGAUGAUGAUGAUGAUGAUGAGGAGAGGGGCUCAUCCCAGAGGGCUGCGGGGCACACCAUAGAGCUGGACCAAACAGACCUGAACCUCCGGCACAAACACAAGCCACUCAAAAGAGAACGUCCUACCUCACCCAGCACAGAGGAGGCCAUUCAAGGCAUGCUGUCCAUGGCUGGCCUGCUGUGCCCCUCCAAGUCAGACGAGGCCCCCACUUCCCAGGAGCCGUGGUGGUCCAGCCCGAGCCAAGGCUCGCCGGAGCGCCGAGAGCAGCACCAGCGUCGUGUGGCGGGGGACAAGAGCCCCAUGGACAGCCAGGGCAACAGCAGCAGCGAGGCCUGGGACAAUCGGGGGCCCCUCUCCCUUGGGGCCCUGAGCCAAGACGCCAGCCCAGAGGCCGACAACUACCAGUACUGUGAUCCCUCAAUGUCUCCCCCUCUACACCCCUCCAAAAGACACGCCUCCAACUCCCCUCCCGUCAGCAACCAGGCCACGAAAGGCAAGCGGCCCAAGAAAGGAAUGGCCACGGCCAAGCAGAGACUGGGGAAGAUUCUGAAGAUGAACCGACACAAUGGCGUCUUUGUAUAGAGCUCUGAGGGCCACAGGCAAAGCUAAAGGAGGGGAACAGACCCCUGUCCUCACAUCCAGAUUAUUCUGUACAUUUAGUCGACACCUUUUUGUCCUGGAGAAAUCACUGCCUGGGGAAAGGGCCCAUCUGAGAGACUUGUUGUUGUCAGACACACAAACGAACAGGCUUACUGUGCAUGCUUAGGACCACAGGGUAUUGGAUUCACAUGAGCAAGCUACCAAUCAAGCGCACAGCUUCACUGCAAGCACUCUAAAACGUAAUGGAGAAGAAGGGGGGGAAAAGCAUGUUGAUUACUCAACUUCAGGGAAACUUAGAGAGUUCCAGUGGGCAUUAACGUGCCGUGGGGAAGUGUUAGAUGUCUGGAUGAGGUAGGAAUGAGGUCUACAGUACAUCGCAACAUUGAA